Molecule: messenger RNA, 2490 nt
Organism: Rhagoletis pomonella (apple maggot)
Lineage: Eukaryota; Metazoa; Arthropoda; Insecta; Diptera; Tephritidae
Product: serine protease inhibitor 42Dd
Exons: 5
Coding region: 684-1961 (425 amino acids)
Molecular function (GO): serine-type endopeptidase inhibitor activity
Source: RefSeq, a predicted model, not a curated record
AAGCGACACAUGUUGCUGGUUGGUAUUCGUCCGGCUAAUGUGUGAGCAAUUGAUCGUGCAACCAGACACAGUUAAAGAAGGCCACUCACUCAGAUAUUCGCUCGCUCUGAGCAUAAUGCUGCACCAUUGGGUCACUUAUUUCACAUAUAUCGUAUCUCUAGCUACUGCACAAGCGCUAUGAUCAUUCAUAAUAAAAAUAGCAAUAGCAGUAUUUUAUGUGCGCGAAGAGGAAAAUACACAGAUCGGAGAAAAUGUUUUAGAAAAAAAUGCGAACAAUUUUCAGAAAAUUUUAAUUUGUGAGUAAGCAGCAGAACUGCAAAAUAUUUAUCGAACGGGCGUGCGCGAUCUAUUGGAUCGAUCAGUCGUUAGUGGAACGGUGUCGGUAGCGAAAGUGUUCUGUACUUGUAUACGCGGUAUCUUUAAUGAUCAUUAAACGAUUUUGAAAUUGUCAAAAAAAAAAAAAAAAAAAAAAAACAGUGCACCCGUUUAGAGACGCAUUUAAACAACAAGUGUGUAUUAAAAGCAUAGUCUCACAGCUACGCCGCCGCCAUCACUGACUGUCUGUGCUGCAGCGCAAUUCCAAGUUUUCCGGCACAACGCCAACCACACAACACGAAGAACGCGUACACUGCCGCGCCCACGCGCGCAUCAAUCAAAACAAAACAAGAGCGAAAGCGAAAUAAAUGGCCAGUAACAACAGCGCCAGCGCUAGCGCGCGCACAACAAAUGGAAACGGCAGCGCCACAAUUGUUGAAUCAAACUUCGCCAACGAAAUGUUGCGCGCCAUUGUGGCCGCGCACAGCACUGAGAAUGUUAUCAUAUCACCGCUACAGCUGGAGGCAUUGUUCACCCUGCUCUAUCUCGGCAGUGAUGGCAGCACCGCGGAAGAGCUUCAGCGUGUGCUGCAGCUGAAACGUUUCGCGAGCAAUGCCAAAAUGGCAAACCACUUUGCGACGGAACUACAGCUGAGCACCGAUGUUGCCGCUGAUACGCACAUGCAGAUGUGCAACGAAUUGUUGCUGCCAGAGCAGCUUGAAAUCGGUGAUGAAUUUUGCAAAAUCGCUCAAAAAUAUUUCCAUACAACAGCGGUGCAGCGAGAUUUAUGUAGCCCACCGAAAUUGCGCGCGCAGCUUGACGAGGAUUUGGCAAAGGUGGCCGAGGGUUAUGCGUGGCGCAUCACUGAUGCCACGUUGUCCACAGCCGCAACACCUGAUGCAGCCUCGGCCAUCGUGUUGGCAGCGGUGCAUUUUCAGAAUAAAUGGUUUCUACCAUUCAGCGCCUACCGCACUGGCUUGUACGACUUCCAUUUAAGUGCAGAUGAUGCGCCCGCGGCCAAUGCCACGUCGGCAACUGCGGCCGUGCCUAUGCUCUUCGACGAUGAUAUGUUCGUAAAAUUUGCGGAGUUUCGCGAGUUGGACGCGCGUGCCAUUGAAUUGCCUUACGAGCAUGAUUACGAGCUGGCCAUGUUGGUGCUGUUGCCCAAUCGAAGAGAUGGCCUGGCGGCACUUGAAAAGCAGCUGCAGUCGGCGGAUCUCAAUGCGCUGACGGAACGUAUGCAAAUGGAAAGCGUGCAGGUUCUUUUGCCGAAAUUCAGUAUUGAUUUUGAAUGCAGUCUGCGGAGGUACUUGGAACAGCUGGGCCUUACAAAGAUUUUCUCCAAAGCAUCAAAUUUUAAAAAUAUGUUGGCUGAAAACAGCACAGCUUCGCUGACGAUUGCGGAUAUUCUACACAAAGUCUGCAUUGAGGUGAACGAGUCAGGAACUGAAGGCGUCAAUAGUGUUGUUUCUCGGGACCAACAUGCUUUCAUUACGUCCAUUCGGUUUAAAAAUGAAAUUGUCACGUAUUGUGAUGGGAAAAUUUGCACCUGUCUUUUGAGAAGCCAACCCCUGCAAGCAUUACACGCACGAGCAACAAGAGGAUAUUUGUUUGCUCGCGGACCUAAAUGCGACUUGUUGAAGUGAGGCGAUAAGCUAAAAUACUUUUGGAUUUUCCAGCAAAAGAAACUUUAAAUCCUGCUGGAUUUUUGACGAAUUUUCUAAUAACAGUAUUUACAAAGUAAACAUCAACAUUUUAUUUAUAUUUUUUGUUUUUCUUUAGCAAGCAAGAAAAUGACGUUUGGGCGGUGAAGUUGAAGUUUGAUAAGAAAUGAAUUCACUUUACAGAAAUGUAAAAUGUUGAUAGAGUUACUACAGUAAUUAAGUUAAAAAGUGUGCAACCGCGCGAUAAAACUGAAAUAACUCCAUCGAAAAUCGUGGCUCGGAAAAAUUUGUAAAAAAUUAACAAAAUGAGUUAACAUUAGAGUAUAUAAAUUAGUUUCAAAAUUAUUCAAUACUCCAUUUAUUUAUGUUCGAAAGUACAUUCUAUAUUUUUAAGUUUUAACCAUUCUAUGAAAUUUAACGGUCGUACUCCUAUGAUUUUAACGCGCGCUUUAACAUAUGUAUAUGUAAAACUGUGACUAGGAACAUUUCGAUAAGCAUAUAUAUUUUAAAA